Molecule: messenger RNA, 2921 nt
Organism: Centrocercus urophasianus (Greater sage-grouse)
Lineage: Eukaryota; Metazoa; Chordata; Aves; Galliformes; Phasianidae
Gene: CCNG2
Product: cyclin G2
Exons: 7
Coding region: 36-1058 (340 amino acids)
Biological process (GO): regulation of cyclin-dependent protein serine/threonine kinase activity; mitotic cell cycle phase transition
Cellular component (GO): nucleus; cytoplasm; cyclin-dependent protein kinase holoenzyme complex
Molecular function (GO): cyclin-dependent protein serine/threonine kinase regulator activity
Source: RefSeq, a predicted model, not a curated record
UCUCCCGAGGCCCUCGCAGCCCGGCCGGCUCGGAGAUGGGCAGCGAGGCGCUGCGGCUGUUCCGGCAGCUGAACCUCCACCUGGAGCUGGAGGACCGCUUCCAGCCCCGCGAGAGGGGGCUCAGCCUCAUCGAGUGCGCGGCCGAGAAUGAAAACACUCUGUGCCCGAGACAAAGGAAUGCUAAGGUGGAAGAUCUCUGGAGUCUGACCAACUUCUUCGGUUUUGCAACUGAAACGUUUGUUUUGGCUGUUAACAUCCUGGACAGAUUCCUGGCUCUUAUGAAGGUGAAACCAAAGCAUUUAUCUUGCAUUGGAGUUUGUUGUUUUCAACUGGCUGCCCGAGUGGUUGAAGAAGAAUGCAAUAUUCCAUCUGCUCAUGAGAUUAUCCGAAUCAGCCAAUGUAAAUGCACUGUGUCCGACCUGAAACGGAUGGAAAAGAUAAUUUCAGAAAAGUUGCACUUUGAAUUUAAAGCUACUACUGCCUUAACCUUCUUGCACUUGUACCAUACUAUUGUACUCUGUCAUACCUCAGAAAGGAAAGAAGUAUUGAAUCUUGACAAAUUGGAAGCACAGCUAAAAGCUUGCAACUGUCGUCUUGUCUUUUCUAAAGCAAAACCUUCUGUCUUGGCCUUGUGCCUUCUCACUCUUGAAGUUCAAUCUUUGAAAUCUGUUGAGCUGUUUGAGAUACUUCUGCGUGUUCAAAAGCACUCAAAGAUAAGUGAUUGUGACCUGCUUUACUGGAGGGAACUGGUCUCAAAAUGCCUGGCAGACUAUUCUUCUCCUGAAUGUUGCAAGCCUGAUCAUAAAAAGCUAGUUUGGAUUGUUUCAAGGCGCACAGCCCAGAAUCUACAGAACAGUUACUACAGUGUUCCUGAGUUGCCAACAAUACCAGAGGGUGGCUGUUUCAAUGAAAGCGAAAGUGAAGACUCCUGUGAAGAUAUGAGCAGUGGAGAAGAAAGCCUUAGCAGUUCUCCUCCUAGUGAUCUGGAAGGCACCUUCUUCUUUGAACUCAAGCCUAAAACAAAGUGGCAAACUCUUAAUUCUCAGUCUUUGCAUUAAGUCUUGAUUGUAGUGGGUUAAGAUUUUUAAUGCACCCUAAUCUUUUGGCAAUAAUAAAUGGGGUUGUGGUAUUCUGUAAACUGUAUUAAGGCAAGAGUUGCUGUGAUACUGCAAUGCUUUGAAUGCCUGCCUUGUGGUUUAUGUUCUAAUUCAGGUCUCAUUUCAGCAAAAAAAAGAAAGUUGAUGUCUAGUUUUGUUGUCUUUGAGGAUAAAUGCAGUCCUGUACCUUAUGUUCCUUGAUGCAUAGCAGCUAACAUAAGCAGCAGAGUGUCAUGGCAGCAGUGGAAGCUGAUGGCUGCUUAAACAGGUGAUCAAGAUUGAGGGAAGUAGGGCUUUUUCUUCCCUGUCCAGUUUUUAGUCCAAGAUAUUGGUCACCUGUUUCCAUUUGCCAUGGAGCUGCCAGGAUGCACAAGGAAUUUGGGGCACAGGAUCUGUGAGGAGAAGUUGAGGGAAGUGUGGGCUUCAUGCAGCUCGGCCAAGAGGGUGUGUGGGUAGGAUUGAGCAGCAGUCUUCUACUAUGUAAGAGAGGGUUGCUGAGAAGAUCAUUGCAAUUUUUGAUUGAGAUGCAGUCAAGCAUGGGAUGGACUAAGAAGAGCUGUGUAGUCUUUGUCUUGGGAGGUUUUCAGGGUCUGAUGUGACAAAACCUUGAGCGGCAAGAUCAAAAAUCGGUAUUGGUGCUCCUGUGGGCAGGAGAUUAGUGCAGAGCCCUCCUGUGAGGGUCCCUCCACUCUUCAGUGUUUUGUGGUUAAAUCACAUUGGCUGAGUGGAAUUAUUGCAUAUACAGUACCAUGCUGAAGUGCUGAUUCACAGUGAAAUGGGCUUUUUGAAUACUGAAACUGCUUUAACACUUCAUGUGCUGUGCUCCUUUUCAGCAGGUUCUUGUGUACUUCAAAUGUUUCUUAUUUAAGGCUUAGUUUUUCAUAAACUUUAGGAAUCCCUGUUUUGAACUGAGUGUGCGUGGUAGGAGUGGAGGAUUCUAGUCAAUACAAACUUUUACUGAAAAUGGUAGUAUGUGACAGGGCUUUUCAUAUUUUCUUUAAUACAAAUUAGCUUAUGCUGAAACCCACCGUGUGUUUGUAUUUAGUGUUAAAAAGUCAGCCCAUACUAUCAGCUUAGAUUUAUUGACACGGUUACUCUUGAUAUGUCUACGUUCCUUUUAAUAUUUAACCCUUGUAGUUUAUUUCAGUAUAUUCAUGUUAUUGAUUGAGUCAUAAUCAGACUUGUUUGCAUGCUUACGUGAAGCAGUUAGUGCAGGAAAAGUUGAUAUUAUGCAGUAAUAUCCAGUAAAUGUGAUGUUGAUGAAGUAGUUAAUGUAAUGGGCUUUUUUGAACUUAUGGAAGCACACAAACUGAAGUGUGAUUGCAUUUCUCUGUACUGAGAAUAUGGCUAGGUAGUAAGCGGAUGAGUUAACUCAGAAUAAUGGUGUGAAGUGUGGUGGUGCCAAAGUAGAAAUGAAGGAGCAAUCUAAAGGCUGUUUUGUAGAUGUAAGAAUUGUUUUAGGGUAUGAGCGGUGCCGUAAGUCUGUAACUGUUACAUGAUUUCAGUUUUAUAAAAAUACAAAAAGUUUACAAAAAAAAUGUAAAUAAAAAUGUAAAUUUAAAAAAUGUACAGGAAAAAAAAAUUUAAAACAAAAAAUGAGCAGAAAAUACUGUAUUUUUUUACCUUGUAUGUAACUUUUUGUAGGUAUGUUGCAUGUAGAUAUUAAUUUAUUGUGUACUCUGUAUGAUACAAAUACUGUUCACUCAAACUUCUUACUUCUGCACCUGGGAGCUCCGUUCUGAAAUAGAGUACCUUGACUGUGUGUGAUAAACCUACUGGGUCUUGUUUCACUUCAGAACAAAAAUAAAUUGUUGUAUUUGUUAA